AUGCAUAUCGCAUUUGCAGUAUUUUUUCUAUUAAUUGCUCAUGUUGUUAGUUAUCCAUCAUUACGUGAAGUUGCAACAAAUGAUGAAGAAAGUGAAGAUGAUUUUGAAUUAGAACUUCGUUCGAUUUUAAAUCAUCUUGAUAAUGAACAAAUGGAACGAUCCGUUGCAUCAGAUGAAGAUACUCAAGAAGACGAUUCUGAUCAAGAUAAACCUGCGAUGAACAAACGACAAGGUGGUUAUAAUGUAAUUGAUCAAGAUCUUAAAUGUGAAAUCGAAUGUGUCGAUAAAUUACGAAAUCCCCAAACUGGUCAAGGAAUCUCAAUUAGAGAUGCAGCUAAAGCUUGUAAAAAUAUCUGUGGUUAUGGAAUCAAAAAACGUGAACAGAAAAAAACCAUUGCACAACAAAAAGAACAACCUGAUCAAAAGACUUUACGUGAACUUACUGAUGAUGAUAGUAGCAGCAGCAAUAAAGAACAACAAAAACAACAACUUCGAGAAUUGUCUAAUUAUCUUAUGAAACAAUUCCAACUUAAUGACAAUGAAUAG
Messenger RNA from Rotaria sp. Silwood1, 546 nucleotides. The record is from the annotation of a GenBank genome assembly. NCBI's taxonomy places the organism in Eukaryota, Metazoa, Rotifera, Eurotatoria, Philodinida, Philodinidae.